This is a messenger RNA of Hibiscus syriacus, 615 nucleotides long. Its product is annotated as mitochondrial import receptor subunit TOM9-2-like. The coding region runs from base 72 to 365 and encodes 97 amino acids. NCBI's taxonomy places the organism in Eukaryota, Viridiplantae, Streptophyta, Magnoliopsida, Malvales, Malvaceae. The record is from RefSeq and is a predicted model, not a curated record. The transcript has a single exon.
CCAUCGCUAUUUGAGGCUUUAACGUAAAUUGAAAACCCUCCAACACAUACCCCACUUCGAUUUCUACGAUCAUGGCCGCCCAACCCAAGCGAAACAGCGAGAGGCAAUCCGACUCCGGCAUCCUCGCCAAGUUCACUUCCUCCGCCAUCGUUUCCCUAGGUAAGCAGGCUGCGAACGACGCUGCUUUCGUCUCCAAGAAACUCCUUUGCAGCACCGGCAAAGCUGCCUGGAUCGCAGGGACAACCUUCUUGAUCUUAUUUGUCCCUUUGAUCAUUGAAAUGGACCGCGAGCAGCAGUUCAAUGAGCUCGAGCUUCAGCAAGCUACUCUCCUCGGUGCCCCGCCCACUGGACCCUCCCAUAAGUAAUCGUAUCGAGUCGUAUCAGGUCAGAGCAUUGGCGUUUAUCAAUUUUGCUCCCGUUUCAGGUCAUUAUUCCGGUGAUUAUUCUAUUAAUACCCUUCUGAUUUAGUUUUAGUUUUUUGUUUUUUAUUUUAAAUAAGAUUAUACUUUUUCGGUGUUUUAAAUUUUAAUUGCUUGUGAAAAUGUUGAUAUUGGGCUAGUUUAUCAAGUUUAUCCCUAUAAAUUUUAAGUGAAAAUUGAUUGUGUUUGGUUUUGA